GAAAUCAAAGGAAAACUCAUUGCAAGUGAAUUGUUGGCGCCCGUCAUCCACACAAUCAAUAAGAUUUUGUGCAAAACAGAGGAAUCGGAAUUGAGUUUAGAUAUGGAGUCAAUGAGUGCGGCACACAAUUCACACGAUUCCUAUGGCUAUCAGUUUGAGACAAUACCCACACAGUAUAGCCAUAAUCCAAACUAUCCAUAUCUGGACGUCUAUCCAAACAUUUACCAUCCAUACGAUCCGAUCACCGGUGAAUAUAUUAAGCCAUUACAGCCAUUGCAUCCAUCGAAACGGUUCAAGAAUCGGUCCCAAACAGUGGUCACGGCUUCGGGCGCCCACUAUAACGACACCGAUAGUGAGACGUUGCUGUGCUGUGACUGGUGUGCGCUAAACAUACCGGUCAAUUGUCUGACAGUGUCUCUCAUCACAAACAUUGUGCUAAUAGUGUUGUUCACAAUAAUUAAGUACUACUUUAUUGACCCGAAGGCCACCUCUAAGAACACCAGUGCUCUCAUCGAAGAGAUUAUUCUCAUACUAUUGUUUUCCGGAGUCGUUAUAUUGAUUGCUAUAUUCAUCCGCUAUAGAGCCAAAAAUGAAUGCAAUGAACACAGAAUUAGUGACAGAAGUUGUGACGAGAGUAAAGGAUUGGAUGUCAGAAGCCAGUGGUUCGUCAAUUGCAACGAUAAGGAUGUGCUGACACUUAUCAGCAAAUGGUUUCGUUUCAAACACGGAAUCAUAGCCUCCGCCGAAGUGACAGAAAUGGUUAGAAGAAUGGAAUCGUUGCCGAAGAAGUUGACGCUAAGAGAGUAUUUGGACCUCAAGUUUGAUCACCUAUUGAUAGGUCCGUGGCUUUUGCUGGUAGAGUAUAGCGUUGGUGCCGUUCUCUCGGAUCAAGUGUUACACCAAGAGUUGUAUAAGAGAUUCGUGCAAAAUUGGGCCGACUAUUGCAUUUUAAGCAGAGAUUUAAAGAAUGAUAUGAAGGAAUGCAUCGACAGAAUCAUAUCGAGUGGUAUUGAUUUGCCCGACAGUUAUCUCAAUGCUAUGAAAGAUUUUAUUUAUGGAUUUACAAAGUCAGUUAAA
Messenger RNA from Medioppia subpectinata, 1077 nucleotides. The record is from the annotation of a GenBank genome assembly. Lineage: Eukaryota; Metazoa; Arthropoda; Arachnida; Sarcoptiformes; Oppiidae.